Beta vulgaris subsp. vulgaris (sugar beet) is the source of this 1525-nucleotide messenger RNA. RefSeq names its product codeine O-demethylase. Lineage: Eukaryota; Viridiplantae; Streptophyta; Magnoliopsida; Caryophyllales; Amaranthaceae. The record is from RefSeq and is a predicted model, not a curated record. The transcript has 4 exons. Bases 203 to 1258 code for a protein of 351 amino acids.
ACGAAUUGUGUAAGUUUUUCAGAGCGCUACCCCCACCCCCAUCCUCCACAAAUGCAAUAAAAUAUUCCACUUCUAGUCGACUAGGCUACUCCUUAAUGUUAGUCUUGGAAGAAACAAAGAUGGAAUUAUCUUCUUCAUCUAAAAGCUUCAAAGAAACUAAAGUCAAGCACAAAAUUUGCAUAUCAAAACAUCAAGAAAAUUAAUGGCGGAAGAAAGGUUACAAGCAAAAUCAGUACAAGAAAUAGCUAAAAGCUGCUGUAAAGAUAAUAAGAUCCCAGACAACUUCAUUCACAAAAAUGGAUAUUCCCAAUCUAAAGUUGACUCUGUUCCAUAUAUGGAUGAUUUUGUCAUAGAUUUCUCUCUCCUCUCAUCUUCUUCAUCUGCUGAAGCUGAUCAUGAACUGGGAAAGCUUCAUUUAGCUCUCAAUCAAUGGGGUUGCUUUCAGGCCAUAAAUCAUGGCAUGACGAGUGCAUUCCUCGACAAAGUACGUGAAAUUAGCAAGCAGUUCUUCGCACUUCCUUCUGAAGAGAAACAAAGGUACUCGAGAGAGGUCAAUGACUGGGAUGGAUAUGGGAAUGACACAGUUGUUUCAGAGCAGCAAACUCUUGAUUGGACUGAUAGACUUUAUCUUACACUUCAACCUGAAGAUCAACGUAAGCUGAAGUAUUGGCCCGAGAAGCCACUCGUAUUUAGGGAGGUUAUACAUGAAUAUACAUUAAAGCUUAGGGAAAUGUUUGAAUUUCUUCUGAAAGCCAUGGCUCGUUCCUUGAAGUUGGAGGAAAACUGCUUUCUCAAAGAGAAUGGAGAUCUAGUGAUAAUGGCCGGGAGGUUCAACUUUUAUCCACCAUGUCCGGAACCUGAAAGCGUUCUUGGUGUCAAACCACAUGCGGAUGGAACAACAGUUACAAUGCUUCUACAAGACAAGGAAGUGGAAGGCCUUCAAGUGCUGAAGGAUGAUCAGUGGUUCAGAGUUCCCAUUGUUCCUGAUGCUUUAUUUAUCAAUGUUGGUGAUUUAUUAGAGAUAAUGAGUAAUGGCAUACUGAAAAGUCCUGUGCAUAGGGUGGUCACGAACUCGGAAAGAGAUAGAAUCUCGGUGGCAGUGUUUUGUUACUCGGAUCCUGACAGGGAGGUUGGACCAAUAUCUGAGCUCAUCACGGACGAUAGGCCUCAGAUGUAUAAGAGAGUGAACCAUUAUGAGAACAUAUUCUUUGAGAACUACCAACUGGGGAAGAGACCACUACAUGCUGUUAGAUUGUAGUAAUGACUAAUGACUUAGCUUUAUGAGCGUCUAUUGUUGAAUUUUCAUUUUUUGCUGAAUGUUUUGCCUUGUGAUUUCUGUGUUAGGGGAGAAUUUUUUACCUCUUUUUUAAUUUUAUUUUGUGUUGAAAGGUAAUUGAGGUGAGGCUUGAGGGAACAAUCUUGAGUUUCGUUGAACUAAUUGUUUUGACUCAGAAUAUUUUGGUUCAAGGACUUCUCCGGCUGCCCUAUAUUAGAUUUUGGUAUAAAAUUUAUAUUUCUUAUUGUA